AUGGUGGGCUGCCGCGCUGUGGCAGUCCUGCUGCUCGCGCUCGUGUCCGCCGUCGCGGAGGACGCGGCCGAGGACGCGGCGGCGCGGCUCUACCUCGUCGAGGGCGUCGCGCCGGCGGCGGGCCGGCUCGAGGCGGCGGCCGUGGAGCGCGCCGUCGAGGCGUUGAGCCUCGACGUCGCGGCCGGCGGUCUCGCGCCGCCGGACGCGGUCGCGGCGGGCGAGCGCGCCGUCGCCGCGGGCCUGGGCUUCGCCGGCGCGGCGCUGCUGAACAACGCCGCGUCCAAGUGCGGCGCGCUCUACGGCGGCGACGACCGCUGCGACCGCCGAUCCGCCUACGCGGCCGCGCACGGCGCCGCGCCGGCCUUCGCGGGCGUCGCGCUCAACUACGCCUACUUCCUCGAGCAGGCCGGCGACCCGGCGGCGGCGGCCGACGCCCUCGACGCGUCCGUGGCCGCCGUCCGCGCCGACGGCUCCGGCGACCGCGACGACGGCCUUAGGAUCGCCGCGGCGUCGCUCUGCGCGCCGCACGCGCUUAGCGCCGCGGAGCUGCCGGGCCGCUACGCGCGGCUCCUGCGGCGCCUCGAGGCCCUCGCCGUCGAGCUCGAGGCCGCGCCGGACCCGCGGACGGAGCCGCGGGGCCUGCGAUUGGUCGGGAACCUGCCCAUCGCGUGGCCCUACCUCGGCUACGCGGCCUUGCCGCUCACGCGGCGUCUCGGGCGGCUCUACGCCGCCGCGGACCGCGCCUGGGCCGGCGGCAUCGCCGCGCACGUCCUCGAGCGCCGCGGCGAGCCGACGCCCGUGCUCCGGAAGCCGCGCGUCGCGAUCUGUGUCGCGAUCGUCGCGGAGCUCGGCGCGAACACGUCGCCGGGCCUCCUCUUCCACGGCGUGUUCCUGGGCCUCGCGGCGCGCGACGACCUCGAGCUCUGCUUCGCCGCGCCGCGAUCCCUCGACAGCGACUUCGCGGCCGCCGCGCGGGCCGCCGCGGCCGCCGUCGUCGAUCUCGACCCGGGCGACCUCGCCGCGUCCGCGACGGCCCUCGCCGGCGCCGAGGCCGACGUGGUGGUCUACCUCGCCCUCGGCCUGUCCCACGUGACCUACAACCUCGCGCGCUGCCGCCUCGCGCCCGUCCAGGUCGUCUUCGGCCACGGCCACCCCAUGUCCGCGGGCCUCGGCGAUGCGAUCGACUACUUCGUGUCGAGCAAACUGUACGAGGCCGACGUCGCGAACCUGAUGGACGGCGACGCGGGGCGCCUCGCCGUCUUAGCCGAGGCCGCGGUCCUCGCGGACGUCCGCGAGCCGGGCCUCGCCCGACCGCCGCCCAUCGUCCUGCCGGACCCCGCCGCGGCGCCCGCGCGCGCCGUCGACGCGGCCGCGCGCCGCGCCGCGCGCCUCGAGGCCGACGCCGGCGGCGACGCGGCGGCGCUCCGCCUCGCCGCCGCCGUGCCCGACCGCGGCGACGGGGGCCAGGCCUACGACGAGCAGCUCGUGCUCUUCGAGAGCCCGACGAUCGGCUUCCCCCGGCCGCCGGAGCCGCCGCGCCACACGCGCACGGCCCUCGGCCUGCCCGAGGACCCGCCCCUCUUCGCCUGCCCGCGGCCGCGCGGGAAACGAACAAGCGUCGCGCUCCGACGCGCGCGCCUCCAGCACAGCAAGAAGCUGCACCCGGACUUUGACGCGUCGCUCGCGGCGGUCUUCGCCAAGGCGCCCGGCGACGCGCUCGUGCUCAUGCUCGAGGGCGCGCGGACGCACCUCGCGCGCUGGAACGCGACCCUGGGCCCCGCGGCCGCCGCGCGGCUCGUCUUCCUGCCGCGCAUGCCGCGCGAGGACCUGCUCGCGAUCGUCCGCGUCAGCGACGCCCUGCUCGACACGCACCCCUGGGGCGGCGGCGUCACGGUGCUCGAGGCGCUGGCCGUCUGCACGCCGCCCGUGGUGCUGCCGUCGCGGACGUCCGUGCUCCAGCUCGCGCUCGGCCACCUCCGGACGCUCCAGCUCGACGACCAGCUCGUCGCGCGCGACUCGGAAGCCUACGGCGCCCUCGCCGCGCGGAUCGCGACGGAGCCCGCCUUCCGCCAGCUCAUGCGCCUCACGAUCUGCAGGCGCAACGCCUGGCUCUUCGAGGCGGACAAGGCCGUCGACGAGUGGGCCCGCUUCCUCCGGAACGUCGCGCGGCGGACGCACCUCGUGCCGCCGCCGAUGGUCUGGCCCUGGGCCGCGUCGCGCGACGCCCACGCCGCGCAGCGCGCGAAGGACGUCGAGCGGGGGUAUCUCUAG
Molecule: messenger RNA, 2271 nt
Organism: Aureococcus anophagefferens
Lineage: Eukaryota; Pelagophyceae; Pelagomonadales; Pelagomonadaceae
Exons: 3
Coding region: 1-2271 (756 amino acids)
Source: RefSeq, a predicted model, not a curated record